Molecule: messenger RNA, 579 nt
Organism: Amphimedon queenslandica
Lineage: Eukaryota; Metazoa; Porifera; Demospongiae; Haplosclerida; Niphatidae
Exons: 2
Biological process (GO): signal transduction
Molecular function (GO): protein binding
Source: RefSeq, a predicted model, not a curated record
UUUUCUGGUCCGUUGUCCCUUCAAAAGCUAGCUUUGCAUACUGCGCAUGCGCAGAUGCAUUAAAAUGAAUGGACAACAACCGCGCAUGCGCAUUCAGAUGAACAACGGACUUGAAAAGAGGUGUACAAGGCUCUUAAAAAAUUAAUGUGACACGCCCUAUUAAAAAAAUUACAGCCCCUCCCUAGUCCCUAUUCUAGUACAUACUGCAAGUGCAAGAGAGAGAAAUGACUACAAAAUGCAGUAGCAGCCGAGGUAGCAGCUCUUCUUCUCCUUCUCUCUUUCUUUCUCCCUUGACUAAAAAGCAACUUAUUGAUGUUCUUGAUCUAUUGGAAAGAUGUGGUUUCCCUCAGGCAAGAUGGUGUGAGCUGGGAUUGAGACUAGGACUAUACAAGAACACACUGGAUGCCAUUGAAAGGAAUUACCCUGGUGAUGUAAAUCAACGCUUGCUUGAAUGUCUCUCCCAGUGGUUGUCCAGAGCUGAUAAUGUUGACGGUAAAGGAGGAGCUACCUUUGACUCACUGUCAGAUGCUCUUAAAUCUAUGAAUGAGAAUGCUGUAGCUGACAAGUUAAACCAAGAGA